AUGCCUCGUCGCGAAGCUUCCCCCGCCUUAUCAGAGAAUGACUUUGACAUUACAAGUGCGCUUUUCCAGAAUGACAAUGACUCCGACUCCGACUCGGGUGUCGCAAAGUCCCAACAGAAGCCCACCCCGACACAGGACCUCGACUUUCUUGGCGCCGAUGAUGAUGGUGAUGAAGCGUUCAUUGCCACACAGCAGGCCUCUGCCAACCGAAAAGGAUCCAAUCUCAAGGGCCGGACUGUGAAGAAAGGUGGUGGCUUUCAAGCAAUGGGUCUUAAUGGCAAGCUGCUCAAGGCCAUCACCCGUAAAGGAUUCUCCGUCCCCACUCCGAUUCAGCGCAAGACUAUCCCAGUGAUUAUGGAGGACCAGGAUGUGGUGGGAAUGGCUCGAACUGGUUCUGGAAAGACCGCUGCCUUCGUCAUCCCCAUGAUCGAGAAGCUGAAGAGCCAUAGCACCAAGUUUGGAGCCCGCGGACUGAUUCUGUCGCCAUCUCGCGAACUGGCUCUGCAGACAUUGAAGGUAGUGAAAGAAAUGGGACGUGGAACCGACCUGAGAUCAGUUCUCCUAGUUGGUGGUGACAGUUUGGAAGAGCAGUUUGGACUGAUGGCCGGCAACCCGGAUAUUGUGAUCGCAACACCGGGUCGAUUUUUGCAUCUUCAGGUCGAGAUGGAUUUGGAUCUCUCGAGUAUCCGCUACGUGGUAUUUGACGAGGCUGAUCGACUAUUCGAGAUGGGUUUCGCCGCGCAAUUGACCGAGAUUUUGCACGGCCUGCCCCCAACCCGACAAACUCUUCUGUUUUCUGCAACACUGCCCAAAUCCCUCGUCGAAUUCGCACGCGCUGGUCUCCAGGAGCCAACCCUGAUUCGCUUGGAUACUGAGGGUAAAAUCUCACCGGAUCUGCAGAAUGCAUUCUUUUCCGUCAAGUCUUCAGAUAAGGAAGGAGCUUUGUUGCAUAUUCUCCACGAUAUCAUUAAGAUGCCUACGGGCGACACCGAAGUCACCAAAAGAUUCAAAGAGGAAGGUCCUCCGUCAAGGUUUCCCAACAAGCGAAAGAGGGAUGAUGGGAAGUCCAAACCACACAAGGAAUCGCCGACUGCACACUCGACGAUCAUUUUUGCCGCUACGAAGCAUCACGUUGACUAUCUCUACUCUCUCCUGAAGGAAGCCGGCUUUGCCACCUCCUACGCGUAUGGUUCCUUAGAUCAACUUGCACGAAAGAUCCAGGUUCUGAAUUUCCGACGAGGCAUUUCCAACAUCCUGGUUGUUACUGAUGUGGCCGCCCGUGGUAUCGAUAUCCCGGUUCUCGCCAAUGUCAUCAACUACGAUUUCCCCUCACAACCCAAGAUCUUCGUCCACCGUGUUGGUCGUACCGCCCGUGCCGGCCAGAAGGGAUGGAGUUACAGUCUCGUCCGGGACUCGGAUGCCCCCUAUAUGCUGGACCUUCAACUUUUCCUUGGGCGACCACUCAAGCUAGGCCGUAACUCUGGCCCUGUCAAUUUCGCCGAGGAUGUCGUGGUUGGAUCGCUCCCAAGAGAUGCCCUUUCUCGCAGCUGCGAAUGGGUCAACAAAGUCCUGGCGGAGAUGCAUGAUAUUAUUUUGCAGCGCCAGGUGGCGACGCGAGGUGAGAAACUAUACAUGCGUACUCGAAAUGCUGCAUCGCUCGAAAGUGCCAAGCGAGCCAAGCAGGUCACGGCCACAGAAGAGUGGUCUACCAUUCAUCCCCUCUUCAAUGACCAGACCAGUGACUUGGAGGCCCAACGGGAGAAGCUCCUGGCCAAGAUUGGUGGCUUCCGGCCCAAUGAGACCAUUUUCGAGGUGCACAACCGACGUGGCGGCAAGACCGAGGAAAAUCCCGCGAUGGAAACGAUCAAGCGGCUCCGCACAACGGUGGAUAAAAAGAAGCAGCGCGCCCAGGCUAAGGAGCAAUCGGAGUUGAACGAACUUGGCAUUGGAGCAGACCAAGAGAUAGACUCCGCCGACGAGGACAUUCCCGAGGCUGCUGGUGACAACAUGUCCGAGGCCGACGAAUCUGAUCUGGAGGUCACCUUCUCCGCCUACUCUCAACCCAAGAAGAAGCACGACAAACCCCAAGAUUCAAUGACGACCUCGUUCCAGAAUUCUGACUACUUCAUGGGUUACACGCCCAACAAUACCGACCUCGCAGAAGAUCGGGCCUACGGUGUUCACUCUGGUACGAACCAGAACUUCACUCAGGCCUCCCGCAGUGCGACCAUGGAUCUCAACGGCGACGAAGGUCAGCGUGGGUUUGGAGAGCCUCGAUCCACCAUGCGCUGGGACAAGCGACACAAGAAGUACGUGGCCCGGCAAAACGACGAGGAUGGUUCCAAGGGCACGAGAUUGGUGCGCGGUGAAAGUGGUGCCAAGAUUGCCGCCAGUUUCCGCAGUGGUCGUUUCCAGAGCUGGAAGAAGGGCAAGCGCAUGGGUAAUAUGCCUCGUGUGGGCGAGGCUGAGAACCCUGGCCUUGGAGAUGUCUUCAAUGGACCUGGUGGCCGUGGUGGUGGUGGAGGCGGUCCCCGGGGUGGUGGCCGAUUCCGGCACACGCAGCAACGGGCGCCUAAGCGCGCCGAUCCCCUACGUGGCGAUUACGACAAGAUGAAGAAGAAGAACGAGGCAGCCCGCGAACGACAAGGUGCCGGCUCGGGUGGCAAGAGUGAGAUUCGUUCGACCGACGAUAUCCGCAAGGCGCGCAAUCUGCAACAGAAACGUCGUGACAAGAAUGGACGGCCAUCCAAGAAGAAGCGGUGA
Penicillium pulvis is the source of this 2763-nucleotide messenger RNA. Its product is annotated as ATP-dependent RNA helicase DBP10. Lineage: Eukaryota; Fungi; Ascomycota; Eurotiomycetes; Eurotiales; Aspergillaceae. Gene Ontology annotation, molecular function: ATP binding; RNA binding; RNA helicase activity. Gene Ontology annotation, cellular component: nucleus. The transcript has a single exon. Bases 1 to 2763 code for a protein of 920 amino acids. The record is from RefSeq and is a predicted model, not a curated record.